AUGGCGAGUUGCAUAUUCAGCCUUUCUUAUGGCAAUUCCAAGGCUAAUGGAACCAAACCUGUCUACUAUGUGGAGUGGGGGAUACAAUCAUUUGGGUUUGAGACAGAUCUGAGGAACCACACACAGGGACAAGCGUUUUGCCUAUCUGUGUUUGAUCACUGGGCAAUAGUGCCAGGAGACUCUCUCGACAAAGCCAUCCUGUUGCGUGCAUCCAGCACCUAG
This is a messenger RNA of Arabis nemorensis, 222 nucleotides long. The record is from the annotation of a GenBank genome assembly. Lineage: Eukaryota; Viridiplantae; Streptophyta; Magnoliopsida; Brassicales; Brassicaceae.